This is a messenger RNA of Mycena indigotica, 2199 nucleotides long. RefSeq lists its product as uncharacterized. Lineage: Eukaryota; Fungi; Basidiomycota; Agaricomycetes; Agaricales; Mycenaceae. Bases 70 to 2199 code for a protein of 709 amino acids. The record is from RefSeq and is a predicted model, not a curated record. The transcript is spliced from 7 exons.
AACAGCUCUUCAUCGCCUGGAACGUGGCAAUGCGGCUUCUGGUCACACAAGACGACUCUUGCCUCUGUUAUGCCAGGAGAUCCAGACGACAGCGCCGAAGACCGCGCCGAAGAGGCAGGAGCAGCGAAGCUCUGGUCUGUGUAUGUCGAUGAAGCAGAGCGCUACGACAAAUCGCUUGUCGCGAGUUGGAAGAGUGAUAUGGACGGCAUGUUAAUAUUCGCCGGGCUAUUCUCUGCGAGUCUAACCGCGUUCCUCAUAGAGAGUUACAAGACGCUAGUCCAAGAUCCCGGGGAUGCGACUGUUCAACUUUUACAGCAGAUACUAGCAGUGUCCUCCAGCAAUUCUACGCUUGCACCCCACACUUCCGAGCCAUUCAAACCGACCACCUCGUCUCUUGUCUGCAACGCGUUGUGGUUCAUCAGUCUGGGAUUGAGUCUUUCUUGUGCGCUCAUUGCCACGUUGCUGGAGCAGUGGGCUCGCGAUUUUCUGCAUCGUGCCAACAUGCGAUCAUCACCUGGACAGCGGGCGAGAAUUUACUCGUAUCUGUACUAUGGCUUGAGACGGUUCAAAAUGCACGCGGUGGUGGAAAUUAUACCGUCGCUACUCCAUGCUGCGCUGCUAUUCUUCUUUUGUGGCUUGGUUGUCUUUCUUGUCCCUGUGAACAAAAUCAUUGCAGCCCUUGUUGCUGGCAUUCUACUCCUCGUUGUCUCCUUCUAUGUGUUGCUCACCAUUAUGCCGUUGAUCUGCUCCGAUUCUCCAUAUCGGACACCACUUUCAAAUGCAGUCUGGAGAAUGUACCAGUUUUGUUCCCAGUUGUUGCACCGGGCAUCCAACCCGGUGUCAAUCCACAUUGCUCAAACAACACUUGUCGACAACAUGAUUGAAGAAGCUAUUACUCCAUCAGACGAUCGGCACAAACGCGAUGUUUCUGCCCUUUUCUGGACUGUUGACUCUUUAUCAGACCACAAUGAACUGCAGAAAUUUGUCGAGGCCAUUCCGGAUGCUAUGUGGGGGCCAUAUAAGCAACACCAUCGAAAUGUCGCGGCAAUGACUGCCUUACGUGACUCGGUAGAGGUCAACUUAGUAUUCAGGAUUGGUGAGCUCUGGCGUAGCUGUGAUGAUGGCUUGCUGUCCAAUGAAGCGGCUGAGCGACGCGGAGCCGUGUGCCUGAGGGCAUUCUGGGCUCUGUAUACCAUUCCCACUCAGUUCAAGUUCUCGAAUCCAUAUACACUUCCUCCCAUCUUGCUGCACUUUCCAUGGCGCACUGGUCGGUUUACCACUUCAAGUUCGGAUUCGUCGAUUUACGUCUCCAUGUGGGCAGUGGCAGGUUGGAGCGGCCUCGCGUGGUUGCGACAGUACCUUGACCAGUACUUGGAUCCCAGUACCAUCGCGGUGGCGGAGUCGCCCUCAUAUCGCUGGGUAGACACGCUAAGGAUUAUCCGGCCUGCAGAGCUGCAGUCGACACGGAACUUGAAUAAUAUUAUAUUGCAGCCUACUGCACAAACACUGGCAGCGAUUCCUGACGUAACCGACGACAAGCUCCUCGAGGAAGUCGAGGCUGCGAUGGAUUUUGUUUGUCUCCAGUCUUCUCCUGGUCCUCUGUCUCACGACGCGAUAAUUGAGCUCUGUUAUCUUUGGCGACCACAACAAGCGAGACGCAUCCCCGCUGGCCUCAUCAGCUAUAUCAAGCACCAUGGCAUUGAGCCAGACACACUGCUUCCGCACAAUGGCUCUGCAUUGGGGUACGGCCCAGUAUACUUGCUUCUUCGCCGCACUGCGGUCUCCCAGUAUUUCUGGCGCUGUUUCCCAGCGACCAUUAAUGUUACGUUUGAUGAAUCCGCCGCCCUCGAGGACACGCUUGCGGCGUUCUGGGUGGUCGCCGAGGCAACAACAACAACCACUCCAUUUGGAGAACCCAUCACGACACCAUCAACCAACGAGUUCGAUGCGGUUGUCCAGGCUCUGACGCUUGCGCCCAGCCGAGCUCCGGAGCCGGUCCCCGACCACACCUCCGCUCGAGCAGCUACGCCACACGUGCACGCCCUCGCGGCCCCACACUCCUCCGUUGUUUGCCGCCCUUCUGCUGCUUUUGGCUCGACCGCGAUCUUGGCGGGGUACGCCUUCGCGGCGUCGCCGCACGGCCGCAUAAAGCGCUGCACCACCGCGCCAGCGCCUUCUCUGGAGUGCAAACACGAGUGA